AUGGCUUUCCAGAGCAGUGUUCUUAGAGAUGGCGAGUGGGUGACGCAAACAGUCAGCUUCCAAGAUGCUUUAAAGGCCUCCUCUUCUAUGCCCAAAACCGCAUCUGAUCAUCAUACCGAAAAACCUGCCUGUGGCAUCCUUUCGAGGACUAUUAUAGAGAGUCCCGUUGUUCACUGGGUUCUCCCAGUGUGGUUACGGUCACGCUCCAACAAUGAUCUUGCAUUUAUUGGGGAUCGCUUCGUUCAAAUUAGUGAACUCCGUGAGGAUGGGCAAGUCCACGAGGUUAUCAGAAAAGCCGAUUUUGGUACACGAAUUCGCAAUGCAGUCGUCCUUGGAGCACCCCCAGAUGGCGUACGUGGCAAUCCGAUCAAGACCGAAGACCCUGAUGUUGCUAUGCAAGACGAUGAUAUAGUGUAUCAAGCUGACGCGCACCAUGUGUUACCGCCGCAACUCCUGGUGCUGAUGCUCGAGACCGGCGAUGCUGUUUUCCUGUUCAUUCAACAACGUGCAGAUGGAACGCUCGAGUUUGUGACAACAAAGUACGAGAGUCCUAGAAAUCUACAAUUUCUGGGAUACCAUCUUGUUAUUAACCCCUCGUCCCGGUACAUGGCCGCUGGGUCUGCCCAAGGUGCGUUUAUUAUCUACGAGUUGGAGUCACUUACCACUAUGGAUUCACAAUUCCGCCAUCAUGGCUCUUUCAAACCUGUCAAGGGAAUUAGAGUUCGGGCAACGCAAGGCGUCAUACACAAGAUGGAAUUCUUAUACCCACGACCCGAGGAUGACUACCAUAUCAUCCUUCUUCUCAUCAUCAUUCGACGCGAAGUCAACAAGCUGACUCAUAUAUCCCGCAUGGUCGUCUAUGACUGGGAGCUCGGCGAUGAACUAAGCACUGUCCUCCAGUCAGAGAAGGGGACUCUUCUCCCAAGAGAACACCGGAUGCCUCUUAUGAUCAUCCCUCUCCAACUCAAUACUGCUUUCUUUGCGGUCUCGGAACAUUGCAUUGGUAUUGUCAAGAAUGCAUUCACUGGACAAACAAUCUUUGACACCAUUGAGACUAAUCCUCCUGGACAAACCAACUUGCAUCAUGGAGCCUCCGAGCCCCUCUGGACAGCCUGGGCAAGACCGUUCAGGCUUAAAACAUGGUGGGUCAAAAUUGAUACUAUUUACUUAGCCCGUGAAGAUGGCAUUAUUGUUCAGAUCGAGAUUGAUGCAGCGGCUCUAAUUCCCUCUGUACUCAAUGUCGGAACGAUCAACACCAAUAUUACGACUGCGUUCACCACCGCCUAUGAUGUCUUCUCGGAUAUGCUUGUGAUUGGUGGCGAGUCGGGCCCAGGGGGUAUUUGGAAGAUCGAAGCCCGUGCCGACCCUCUGCAAGUUAGCGUUUUACCGAAUUGGUCACCCGUUGUAGACCUUGCCACCACAGACACAAAUCUCUCAUGGUCGAGAGAUAGCACACAUAAAGAGAUUUCAACCAAGCGCAAAAAUCCUACAAACCUGAAACAGAAACCAGAUCGCAUCUUCUGCACUUCUGGCCGUGGACCUCGGUCAAGUUUGACAGAACUGAGAUGGGGUAUUCAGGCAAGGAUUGGACUGGAAUUCGAUUAUGACCAACCUGUUCGCCAGUCAUGGAUGUUUCCUAUGGAAGUUCAAGGCGAGAAAGGCUUUUAUGCUGUCCUGUCGUUGCCACAUUCUUCAGACGUGCUUCAUUUUCCUGCUGAUCUGAGCAAUGCCAGCGCUUUGUCCUCAGAUGCUUGCCCAUUUGAUACCUCAUCGCGAACAAUCUCAGCGAUCCAGAACGGCCAAGGAACGAUUAUACAAAUCACUGAAACGUCCACAAGCUUUAUUGCACCCUUUCAGAGUUCACGACAUAGCCACGAUGAGGUUUGUGGGAAGACCUCGCUAGUAGCGGACCAUGCAUCUUGCCUUGAAGAUAUGAUAGUACUCUCUUCGCAUGAUGCCCACGGAUCGCGGUUAGACGUCUUGCGAGUUGACGAAAUGAAUCUGUUGCACUCAACCUCAUUUGAUGCCAAGGGCGAGAUAACGUGCUUGGGCCUCUUCAAGAAAUCACCCGAGACCUACAUUGUGGCAGGUUCUGUCAAAGACAGCAUGCCUUACUUGACGAUAUAUUCACUUGAUGGUCAAGAAAUGAGCAGCAAGGCCCCCUGCCCAAAUCUUGAUGCUGCCGACCAAGACUUUCUCUUCCAGACAGAGGCAUACACAAGUGUUGACGCAAUCGCUGAUACCGCCGAAAAGACAAUCCUAGUGCUUGGCACUAGGACUGGACACAUCGUGACCGUCAAGCUUGAAGGCGACCUAGAGCACAGUUCGUUCGUAAUUGAACAUCUCGGUCUGUCACCUGCCAACGUAUUUGCGACUUCUGGCCGGUUUAAUGGAAGUCAUGCUGCUUUGGUCUGCUGUGACAACAAUCUAUCGAUUGUUACUGACUUUUCGACAAAGACAUCCAAAUUUCUGACCAAAAGCCGAAUCUGGGCUACCGACUCUAAUGAGCAAUCAAUGCCAUCACCGCCCAUUCACUCGGCCUUUUGUCUGGAGAAUAGUCUCUCUGGCUACAAUCGCCACAUGUCUUUGAUGUUACUAGCUGGGACACAGAUUCUUCUUGUGGAUAUAUGGCCUCAUGUUGGCCCAGUUCCUCGCAGUAUUCCGCUCGACGGGACACCAAUGCGUCUUAUCUACUCCAAACAAUGGAAGGCCUUGGUGGUUGCGCAUUUAAAAGACAACCGGCCAACACUUUCUUUCAUUGACCCUGACACGGGGGAAAACAUUUCAGUAGCGACUAACAAGGACAGGCAACCGUCUGAUUACAUCUCUGGCCUUGGACAUCCAGGAGACAGGAUAUUUGGCUUAUACGAGUGGUUCUAUGUGAAGGAUGGAAUGACAUUUCCAUUCAUCAUUGUGACCACCCAGCACGGUCGGUUGAUGAUAGUUUCUGUAAAGGCAGAGAAAGUCGAGGGUGCCAAUGGGCCGACAAGGCAAUUGCAAUACUGGACCCGAUAUAAGAAGAAAGGCUUUACAGAGCCAAUUUACACGGUUGUUGGAGAUGCUGUGGGCCUUUUGUUCUGUGUUGGCAAGGUUCUCCAUUGGGAAGUUCUCGACCUCUCCGAGAAGAGACUCAAACCGAUGAAACAGAUCAAGUUGGAUUCUCCAGCUACGUCACUUCGUGUUGAAGGUCAUAAAGUCUGCGCAUUAACUGCACAGCACUCUUUACAAGUCAUUGACCUUGAAGUGGGAUCAGAGGAGACUCAGGCGUCCAUCAUACACAGCGACCGUAUAACACGGUACACAGGGCAUGUGAUGGAGAUGGGGGAUUCGGAAGAACAACUGGGCAAGUGGCCCGUGAGUGUGAUAUCCACUCCACAAGCUGGUCUUGCUGGAGUUUGGAUCCCUUGGGGCCAACGCAAUAAAGAGUUUGAAGUUGUUUUCGAGGGUGUAUUGCCCACAUCAAUCAGGAGAUUCCGCAAGGGGCAAACCCGCCCAUUUUGGUUGGCAGUUGACCGCCAGCGGCGAUACGAUACCCUGUUCAGCACGACUGACCAGGCCGAAGUUUUAGGAGUUUCACUUGAUGGAUCACUUCAACAUUUCUCCCUGAUAGGCAUGGACCUUUGGCGUUUCCUUCGACUCAUACAAAACCUGGCAUAUCACCACCCGGGCGUGUGCCCCUUUGCGCGCGGCAACCAGUCUUCAAUAGACGACGACAUGGAACUCGAUCUGGAUUUAGAACUGGAGCCUCAGUCUUAUCCAGACAUGAUGCAUAUUGACGGCGACCUGCUCAAACGUUGUUUCGAUUUGAACGCAUUGGAAAGCCUCGUAUCCAUUGGCGAUGGCAUCGAUUUGUUUUGCGAAUACUUGGACGGAAUCGAAGAUGGCAUUCACACGGAAGGGUUUCGGGACAAUGGUGUUGACGGACAGGAGAAGUAUAUUGAGCUGGGCUACAAGAUACUUGAUUAUGUUUUGGCUCCGCCAAUUUGA
Fusarium venenatum is the source of this 3987-nucleotide messenger RNA. Its product is annotated as mono-functional DNA-alkylating methyl methanesulfonate N-term-domain-containing protein. NCBI's taxonomy places the organism in Eukaryota, Fungi, Ascomycota, Sordariomycetes, Hypocreales, Nectriaceae. Gene Ontology annotation, biological process: mRNA splicing, via spliceosome. Gene Ontology annotation, molecular function: U2 snRNA binding; protein binding. The record is from RefSeq and is a predicted model, not a curated record. Gene Ontology annotation, cellular component: nucleus; U2 snRNP.